This is a messenger RNA of Stomoxys calcitrans (stable fly), 10315 nucleotides long. It is a transcript of the gene Nuak1, whose product is annotated as mucin-19. The coding region runs from base 828 to 9482 and encodes 2884 amino acids. The transcript has 16 exons. NCBI's taxonomy places the organism in Eukaryota, Metazoa, Arthropoda, Insecta, Diptera, Muscidae. The record is from RefSeq and is a predicted model, not a curated record. Gene Ontology annotation, molecular function: ATP binding; protein serine/threonine kinase activity; tau-protein kinase activity. Gene Ontology annotation, cellular component: cytoplasm. Gene Ontology annotation, biological process: intracellular signal transduction; protein phosphorylation; microtubule cytoskeleton organization.
ACCGUUACGUAUAAAACGGCAAUAAAAUUAAAAAAAAAAAACAACAAAUAAUAAAAUAAUGAUUUCACGGAAAAGAAUUGUGUAUCUAUAAUAGAUUUUCCUUCCUCCUUUUUUUUAGUGUAGUAGUCUGCUAUAUCUUUCAACUUUUAUUCAUUGCUCGCUGCUUUUCUUUGUUGAUUCGUUCGCUUAAAGAAAACGAUUUUUAUGAAAAUUCUUGUUGCGUGUUUAGCUAAAAGCUAUUUUUAAAUCUUGAAAAAAAAAAAUAAUACAAAGAAGAAAAACCAAAAAAAAAAAAAAAAAAUAAAAUAAAAACCUCUAAAAAGAACCAAAGAAGGAAGAUAGAUCUCAGUGAAAAAGAGAACAAGAAGAAGAAGAAAUAAAAAUAAAGUUUAAAACAAAUGUAUGGUGGUGGCUUUUAAAAUCGUCCAUUGGGUGUGAUGCAUUUAAACAAAUAAUUCCGACUAAAAUACAUUAAAAGAACGACAAAGGCACACUCACACACAAACACACACUCGGGCAUACGAAACAACGAGCAAACUACAACAGGCAGCCAUCGUCCAUCCAUCCAUUCAAUCGUCCAAGCAACAAGCAUCGAUUUCUCCCUUCCGUGUGUACAAAUACUAUAUAAAAAAAUCUGGCAGACAAAUCGACCUACCGACAGACAGACAGAUAGUCAGCCAGGCCAAUAGACAGACUUCUGCUGAUCGCUGUGCACAUCAGAUAUUACGAGAAGUAAUUGAACUCAAAUCGCCACAAAAAAAAAACGAUGAUACAUGCGCUAUAUAUGUAGAUAAACAUAAUUUCAGCAUUAGGCUAAAGGCACAAAAAUGGUUAUAGGCAAUCAAGACACUGGCGGCACUAAUAGUGUCGCCCAUCCAUCGGGUAUUCCACAAGAUAAAAUUGACAAUAUUAUGAGUGGCAUUGCCAAUACGGGCGAUGUAAAGAUGAAUAAUCACAGAAAGAAAUUGAGACAAAGAUUCGAUAUUAUUAAGAAAUUAGGACAGGGUACCUAUGGUAAGGUACAAUUGGGUAUUAACAAAGAGACUGGACAAGAGGUUGCUAUAAAAACCAUUAAAAAAUGCAAAAUAGAAGCUGAAUCUGAUUUAGUGAGAAUACGAAGAGAAGUACAGAUUAUGAGCUCUGUACAGCAUCCUAAUAUAAUACACAUCUAUGAAGUAUUUGAAAAUCGUGAAAAAAUGGUCUUAGUUAUGGAAUUCGCCGCUGGCGGUGAACUAUACGACUAUUUGUCGGAUCGCAAGGUGCUAAACGAGGAAGAAGCACGUCGAAUAUUUCGCCAAGUGGCCACAGCUGUCUACUAUUGUCACAAGCAUAAAAUUUGCCAUAGAGAUUUAAAAUUGGAAAAUAUUCUGCUGGAUGAACAUGGCAAUGCUAAGAUAGCCGAUUUUGGUCUUUCAAAUGUAUUCGAUGAUCAACGAUUGCUGGCCACAUUUUGUGGUUCUCCUUUAUACGCCUCGCCAGAAAUCGUUGAAGGAAAUCCCUAUCAUGGGCCCGAAGUUGAUUGUUGGUCUCUUGGUGUCCUCCUCUAUACUCUAGUCUAUGGUUCUAUGCCUUUCGAUGGUUCAAAUUUCAAAAGACUGGUGAAACAAAUUAGCCAAGGCGAUUAUUACGAACCAAAACAGCCCUCGCGAGCUUCCUCCUUAAUUCGUGAGAUGUUAACAGUGUGUCCCCGCAAACGUGCCACAAUCGAACAAAUCUGCUCCCACUGGUGGGUGAAUGAAAACGACAAUGUUUCCUGUCUAGAACUGGCGGAAGAUUUGGCCAAUCAAACACCGGUGCGAUUGGAUGUUUUACUUUCGCUUACACCAGCUGCCAUAACAGCAGAUCAGUUGGUAGUGCCUUCAGCUGAUGCCGCCGGUGCAGCUGGUAAAGGGGCAGGAGCUAUACCGCGUAGUCAUUCGGUGGGUUCGAUACGUGAAAUUGGACCAGCCAAUACAACAACAGAAGCCGAAAGGAGAAUUCUGGAUAUGGUAGCUGCUGGUGGUGAGGCAGCGCUCAUGCCUUCUCCCACACGUACCAUUACACCUGCACAAAGUCCAAUACAAAGCAAACGCAAACUUGAAAAUACAGUAUCAACAGAAAACGCCACGGGUGUGGCCCUCAAAAAGAAAGAGAAACCGGGCAGUACACAUGCCAUGGCCGAGCAGUCAUCAACAAUAGUUGAGGAGGAACCUACUCCCAUGGAGACCGAAGAGAUAGAAGAAGCGCGGAACAAGGAAACAGUUACCACAAACUCCUCGAACAUUAAACCGAAUGCCUCACGCAAUUUUUCAGUCAAGGACAUGCAGGCUAUUGGUGACUUGUGCGAACAGUUAAUACAAGAGAAACCACCAUCUAGUGUGGCAGCAGCAGCGGCUCCUGUGGCGACGGAACGUUUCUCUCCCGAAAAGGAAUUAGUGCGACAACUGACCAGCACAAAACUGGAUGCCAGCGAGGAUGUGCCCGAAAAGACCAAGGGUGCCACCAAAGUCAUUAAGAAAUUUGUCAACAAACACAAAACCGCUGACUUGGUUAAUGUUAUCGGCAAAAUUGAUGCCGAAGAAAGUGCCAAAUCUCCCGAAACCAGCUCGGUCAAACCUUCGAAACCCACAACAGGCACCACAGCAACGACGGAAGCGCCCGGCACCAAGCCUUUUGUGCGCAAAUGUAGUUUACAGGACGAAUCUCCCCUCAACAAAUUCAGUUCGGAGCGUAGAAAGUCUCGCAUACUUGAGACCGCUGAGAAAUUCCAACAAAUGAAUGCAGCAGUUGGUGCGGCUGCCGACAAACCCAAGAAAUUGGUUAUACCCGGAGUCAGUGUGGGCAGUUAUAAAAAGGAAUAUGAACGUAAGGCUUCCACAGGUGGUGCAGCGCCUGGUCAACAGCUCACCGCUGGAGAACGUCGUGCACUUGAAGAAGUUGCUGCGGCAGCUGCUGCGGCUGCCGAAAACGCCGAAUCUGCUGGCAUCUCUGAAGAUAUGACGGCGGAGUCAAAUGUUGAAGCCAGUGACUCCAAGGCUUCGGUCUCAUCAUUCUCUUUGGAGGAUGCCCGCAAGUCUAUGGAAAAUUCAAUAGCCUUGAUACGACAAGCUCAAUCGGAAUCAUCGAAUGAUGUCAAUCAAUUAUGUGCCAAACCGGAAGCAAUGACCAGCGAGUCACCCCAACAGUUUGUAGGUGGUACUGCUGCACCAGCGGUCGAGCGAGAACAAAAACUCAAGAAUGCACGCACAAUCAUUGGAAAUGCUAUACAGCCAGUUUUGCGCCACAGGCCACAGCCAACACAGCCAUUAGCAUCUUCUUCAUCGUAUUUCGGCAACGGCGGCGGGGGCUAUGAUCAAAUGCGUGCUAUCAGUGGGAGUUUUCUAGGGCCUGGUAGUCAUUUUAGCAGAUCUACGGCCGAUGCUAGAGGCGGCCUCUAUAAGAAUAGCGAACCACAAGCCACCUUUAUGCGUAAGCAGACACAGCCUUCACUGUCCGUCCAUCAUAGCACAACACUGCCAGCAAAUGCAAACGCUUCUGCCCUCGCCGCUGCAAGGCAAACCCUAAUGGGGCGUUUAGCUGCUGGCGGUAUUGGCAGUUUCCCACCUGCGACCAACUCCACAUUAUCAUCGAUAGGACAUGAACAGCAAAUGAAAUCAAUACAUAGCAUGCAUCAUGCACCUUCAUCUUCAUUUUAUGCAUCUUCAUCGCCAUCAUCAUUACCGUCCUAUACUACUGCCACACAACCACACCAACAAUACCCACUGGUGGCGACGCCAUUUGGCCCAGCAGCCACCGCCACCAAUGCCACCGCCACAACCACCAAUCCAAAUGCCAAAGCCGUCUCCAACAAAACCACCAAAAACAAUACCACCUCCACAAUCACCUCGAACUCCUCGAACUCGAAUGUCAUAAAUACAAACAGUACGCCAAAACCGUUCUAUAACGCAUCUCCGCCGUCAUUGUGGAAAACAUCAGCUUCGGCUUCCCAAGGUAUGUGUGAUAAUCUCUCGAAUGCAGCUCCCGCCGGUACCAUGAAAACCUCAACAGCCUCCAUUACUCUCAAAUCGGCUACCCUACCUCGCCGCAAACCUGGCAGAUCGGAAAUUCAAUUGGAUAUUAAGGCUCCAAUUGUUGAACAGCCAGCCAUGCGUUUCACCACAGAAAUGCAACAUCCAAUCGCUGAUUUACGCAGUGCUCCACCACGUGAAGGUCCAGUUCCUUAUAGUCCCAUUAAAAAUUUGGCUAGUGCUCGUGCCUCUAGCUUAGAACCCAAAGAACACAUUAUACACAUACAAAAACCUCCAUCCACCUACAUGCGCACAACUUCCAACGCCACCACAAGGUCUGGAUCUCUAUCACGUCAAUCGACCAAUGAUUCAGAAUCGGACACCACUAAUAUGUCACAGUCGACCAUAACCGGCUCGUCACAACCCAUCAAGAAGAGUCCACGUGAAUUCAUAAUACCCAUUGCCGUUGAGGGUGGUGGUUUUAUAACACCCCGUGAGGGUAGCAUAGAACCCUCUGAUUCGGGACACACAGCAGCUACUAGCACUUCGAGCAGAUCGACAUUUACACGACUACGGCCAACGCAUCGUAUUGGUUCACUUCUAAGCGAGAGUGGAGUUGAUGAUAGUUCGCCAUUCCAAAAAUUGCGUACCUCAUCCUCUAAUCGCGAUGCUGAUGAUGAUUCACGCUUUACGCUGCACAAACUGAGGAGUUCUCGGCCUGUAAAAAAAUUGAGUCAAGACAAUGAUUCACAAAGUUCUGGCGAAGAGGAUGAUGAUGAUGGUUUCGAAAUUUUAACGGCCGAAAAUCUAUUCUCCACACUUUUACAACGUGUACGUGCAUUGACAAAUCGUAUGAACGUUAACAAUGAUAUUACCUCCGGUUUUCCAAGCUCAAGUCGUCUUUUAAAUAAUAUGAGACAAGCGCAAAGUCCUUUCUGGAAUCAGGAUCCAUUUGGCAGGUCUAAUAGUUUGGAACCCCCCAUUCGGAGUAGGAAUUCAAAUGCUAGUUUCUUCUGUCGCUUAUGUAGAUUUUUGCUUUGCCUUAAACCAAACAGUUGUUGCCUCCGACUUAAUACCGCUGCCAAUAGCAUGGGUGUACCCUGGCGUCACAGUAUGUCUCGCGAUUUAGGCAGUGACAUGGAAUCCAUGUUCUCACGCACCGGCGCAACACUGCCAAGAGGAAAAUCGGCAAACUCAGAGAAAAAGUCAAAGUCGAUGGACGAAGGAGGAGCACAAGUUCCCGAUGAACCUUUGGAUUUGGCUGAUUUGGAUUUGUCACGUCUGCGUUUAAGCAAAACGGAUUUGGAAACUCUGUCCAGCAUAGCACCAGGCUUGCCGAAAUGCUUUCAGGAACAGUUGCUGGCCAAAUUACCACCCACACAGGCAAGAAAACUGUCUCGAACUCUAAGUGUACAAACGGGUCAAAAUCCACCACCUUCUGCACGCAUAUACAAACGUAGUCAAAGUAGCGGCAGACCUGGUUCCACGUUACCCAUAGCCAAAACGGAGGAAGUCACGCAAGCAACUCAAAGUAAAGAAAAGUCUGAAUCGGAAGAGAAAUCUUCAAGUCGCAGUGUAAAUGGUCUAAGAAAUGAUUACGAAAGCAAAGAACCGGGAGACAAGGAGAAGGAUACCUGUUCCUUGUACAGCACUGAAGUGAAUGAGAAAUACAAGUACUAUUCGCCUUAUGUGAAUAAGGGGGGCAAGGAGAAUGGUGCCGGCGCCUCUUUGGCCAAUGGUGGUCCAAAACUGGCAGCUAACUCUGAAAUUCCCACGUCUCUGGGCCGGCCACCAAGUGGUCGUCUUUCACCUUCGGCAUCCACCGAAAGCACUGGCGCAGUGGCCAAACGACCUUCGCAAAGACGCAUUUCCCGCCUGCUGCGUCCCGAUUUCUUGGACCAGCCCCUGGAAGAAUCUCCAGCGGAGUUGGCCAAUGCUACUUCCCCUGCAGAGGAUGCUCUGAAGACUCCUACACCCAGCACAGAGAAUAUUGAGACUGUCACCAAAUUGAAGCAGACCCGUCAUGCACGCAACAAAAGUCUGGAUGUAUUUUCCGAACGUCUAGAUGCAGCAGGCAGCUCUGCCCAACAAGAUGGUACGCUAAAGAGGAAUCGUCGCAGCUUAUCGCGACCCCGUGAAUUUGAUAAAAGCGAAAAAAUGGCCAAACAUGAAUUGGCCGAUAAAAUACUGCAAGAACUACAACUUCUGUCCUCCAUGCGUUCACAGCAGCAAGAACAUUUGGGCGAGGAGGAGAGCAGUGGUACCACAACCGAACCCACUUUAGUCGAGCAGAAGGAAAAAUCUGCUACUUCAACUUUGAAGAAAGUAAAGAAGGUUAAACCGAAGGAAAAAUCAACGGAGUCGUCUACCGAUGCAGAUACCACGGUGAAGGCUACAACGACGGUUAUCAAGAAGGUUAAGAAAAUCGUGGUGAAAAAAUCUACAGAGACAGUAAAGACUCCCACCAGUGAGAACAUUCCAGCACCAAUAGCCGGCGGCGGUGAUCUUAACGCGGCCAAAUCCUUUGCAACGGGUGAGGGUUAUUCUCCCAGCAAAACGGUGUCCAAACUGAAACGACCAAAAUCCUAUCCCACUAAGGAGUUGGGUUCAGAGAACUCUGGUAACUCAGGCGAAAUGUGUGGCCCCCUGACAAUGGCAUCAAGUGGUAAAAUUGCCAGUAUCUCUCAGCAAGCCACAAUUCCGGAGAUGCAAGGUGAAAUAACUGCGAACUCCAAUGAGCAGGAUGUAGCCAAUGCUGCAGCUAGCAGCACAGCAAGAGAGAGCCGUUUGUUAAGGCCCAAAAGUUAUCCAACCUCAAAAUUAAUGGCACCUAAAGAGCUAAAGAAGACCACACGUCCCCGUCUGACAGGCGAGACUGUCCCCAGCUCCGCCACCAUUGAGGAGGGAGCACCCAAUAUGGAGCUUAAAACCAGCACUUCAUCUCCUUCUACUGCCAACGAAAACUUCCCGGAAACAAAACUCUUAAUCAAUGAGGCGAGCUCUGCUACUACUGCUCCCUCAGUAAAAAAGACAGUUAAAGUGGUUAAAAAAUCCAAACUCUCUCCACCCACAGCUAUCAGCAACACGAGCUCAACAAGCAAUACCAACUCAAGUGUGGGCGAUGACUCCAAAGAAUCUAGUCCAGCCACAAAUGGUGCAGUGACAGCAGCAACCAAAGAAAAACCGCUGGAAAAGAAACCCAACAAGGGUCUGCUCUAUGCCAUUGGCCAAAAAUUCGAAAAAUUCAGGGCCUCGGCCACCAGCAACUCCUGUGCCAAUAUACCCUCACAAAAGAAACCUAUAGCCGAUGGCAGUGCCACAGCAGCCACCUCGCCCGAGAAGACAAGCGGAGGUAAAUUAUCUUUUGUUAAGAAAACCAAAUCAUUGGGAAGUUCUGUCUCCAAGAAGUCGAACAGUGUGCCAGCAGCCUCAGGUGAAGGUGACGGCGGUAAUGCCUCGGAGCGCAAGGAUGGCAGCAAGGGAUCCUCUGAGACCAAGCCCGCGAAGGGAGACAAGCGCUCACGCAUUGAUGCCAUGAUACGCAAUCUCCGAGAACUUUCGGUGCCACGCUCCCAGCCCAUCAUACCCUCAGAAUCAAAUUAUAUCAAGAGGGCGGUGAGUGUGGAGGAUAUGCCGGGCACCUUCAACCGCAAGUCAGUCAAUAGAGUUUUGGGUCUUUUCAAGCGCUAUGAGAAGGACAACUCUGCCGGCAAUCGGGUGAGGAAUGUACGCUCCGCCAGUAAUAUUCAACGCCAGAUUGGCGACUCAGUGGAUGCCUCGCCAAUCUAUCAAAAUGCCGAUGCCAUUCUCUCGAUGAAAGAGCAAUCCAAGCAAUUCGCCCAAAGAAUGCCUACCGAAAGAAGCCGCAGUGGCAAAUCUCUUGCCCCUGCUGGCGGCAGUUGCAAUUGCGAUUUGAAGACCCCAGCUGCUGAGGUGCCCGACAAUUGCCCUGAAUGCAUAGCGGCCACGGGAAAAUCUAAAACUCUGCAGCCAUCCUUAAGCACUGACUCCAAAACCCUGCAGCAACAGGGAAAUAAGGAUAGGCGAAAAGGUCUCAUGCUGGAGCUUACAAAAACCGACAAGGCCAUGGAGAAUAGCAGCGGUGCGGCUCGCAGUACCAGCAGCAGCACCAAGAAGUAUUCCUACAUCAAUGACAACGAAAUCUACUCGAAUCUUCCACCCUAUCCUAGAUCGUCGACGACAACAACUGCACGCAGCUCCUCCAGCAGUAGCACGGCGGCUGCCGGAGGUGGCGGCGUCGGUGUCGGCCUAAGCAAUCAACAUGCCGAUAAUUUGGCCAAUAAUAACAAUAAUAAUAACCAUUUACCUCUAGGCUACAACAACAAUAGCUCGUCUGGUUAUCGCUCAGGCCUAUCCUCAUUGCACGAAAUCAAUCAGAACAAUAAUUUAAUGUCACCCUCCUUUGACAAUAUAGCCAAUUACUCAUCGGAUUCCAGAAGUUAUCAAGAAGACUGCGCCUCCACCACUUCAACAUUUCGUUCGCCCACAGAGGAGCCGGAAUUGUAUUUUGACAAUUGGUCGGUGUGUUCCGAGGACAACUAUCGCAUGUAUGGAGCAACUCCUUCGCCCACAGUUUCGCGUCUCUCACGCACAUCAAUGCUGUCAUCGCCCACACGUCGUGCCAGCGCCGUUGAUGGCAGUGAAAGUUCCGAUCCCAAUGAGAGCAUUGUGGAUCGCAUAAGGCGACGCAGUUUCUAUUGUCGCUUCAAUGAGAAGAAACCCAAGCGUACCAGCAGCAUAGUGGGUCCCAAUGCUGUGCGUGAAUACUAUCGCGAACAGUCGGCCACGAAGACCAGAUCUUCCAAUAAAAUCUAUCCCGAAGAGAGAGCUCGUUCUCCGGACAUUACUCAAGAAUUCUUCCGGCCACUAAAACUAAGCCCCAUAGGCACAGAUCUUAAGCCACCAGUCUACAAAUCGCCAUACACUAGUCAUGGCAGCAAUCAUGAUUAUUCCUCCUCAUCGCUGACACCGGCAAGACCCAGAAAAAGCCUCAAUGAUAUACGGGGACCCACAUCGCCCUCGGGUACCUUGGCGGAACGUCGCUAUGGGUCCUAUGCCACAGCAGAUAGUGAUGUGCUCGGCCAUAGUUCGCUACUCUCAUCACGAUACAAGAGUAUGGCGGGCGAUGAUAGCAGCAGUAAAGUUGCCACUUCCAGCACCCACACCCCGAAUGCCUAUUACAAUACAUAUAAUCCCAAGAGACGUUUCUCCUACAACAUGAAUGGCAUUAUCCCACCUAGUAGUGCGGGCGGUUUGAGCAGCUCCACCGGUGGUCAUAUCGAGGGAUAUGCCACCAUGGGUCGGAGACCAAUACGCGCCUAUGAUCAUCGUACUAUGUCUCUCUUAGAGCCAUCAAGUUCUAGUAGUUAUCGACAUGAAUCGAAUACACCCGUACGAGAUUACACCACAAGUUUAUCGAGAUCGAAUUCUCGCUAUCGCACCGAAUCCACUUCACGCAGUCCCACAAACAUUUGAUGUACCACCCCGCAAAAUGGCUUUUGCAUAUUCUGCUAUUAUGCCCAAGAAAGGAAACGACUCAGCAAUCAUCCCAGCUCAUCUUCAGCAUCCUCCAAGGGUAGUUCCAGUAAAAAACCAGCCCCCUCAUCAUCAUCUUGCUCGACGACUGGCUCUAGAAAACAGCAACACAAACGUAGAUUUUAAGCACUAGAUUUAAAACUCGCUCCCUCGCCCGUAAACCUAAAUGUGAGAAUACAAUCCCCAAUUCCCCAUCCUUCCCUUUCACAAACUCUACUCCCUUCCCCUAUCCUACCCCACUAAACGAAAUGUUGGACUAUUUAGGUUAAAAACGAUCGCAAUAAUAAGUUUUUCUUUCUUUUGUAAUAUCAAUAUUAUUAUUAAUGAUUAAUAAUUAUUACUCAUACAUAUUUACAUAUAUAUAUACAAAUUGCAAUAAUGUUAUACAGAAUGUGGACCCUAAAUUAAAAGUUUUAUUAGACAUGCUAGUAGUGCAUGUUUGGGUUCGGGCAUUCUGAUUUAUUUUAUAGAACUAUCAUGGAUCAUAGUCAUCUCGAAGGUACUUUGCUCUUUCUUUAAUAAGUAAUUCCGAUAUUAUUGUGCCUUCAAUUGUUUUUUUUUAAAUUUUUUUUAUAAUCGUUACGAUUAUCAUCCCCAUCCAUAUCAUCGCAUAUCCUUCAUCUCAAUUAUUUAAGUUAAUUAUUAUGUAAUUUUAGAUGCAAACCAAAAAAAAAAAUGAGGAAGAAGAAAUGAAAUGAUUUAAUGAACGAAGUAAUAACUAUGUUGACGUUAAUGAAUAAAGUACUUAAAUACACAAUUGUAUCAACAAUUAA